GCAGCACGUGUGGGGGAGACUUGUUGCCCCAGGAAAUCGAACGGAGAAACUUUGGGGGGGCUGAGGGGUCCAGGGGAGCCCGAGUGAUUCCCCAGUUCUGGGGGACCCCUCAAGCACUCGAGACCUGUUGCUUCUCGUGGCGCGAGCGGGGUUGCUGCCUGGGACCCCCGAUUCCUGGCUCUGGGCAGAGUGGUGUGGUUGCUGCGGAUCUUGGUCCUAUAUCCCUACCGGGACCCCGCAGGCUGGGCUCUCUCCCACUCCUGGGAUCACGGGGGUGGCGGGGUCCUUCCCCUCCGCUCUUGUCACGUUGCACUCUGGGGGCCGGGACGUGUGCGGGCGGGGGGGGGGCUCGUCCACUGGGCCCGCUAUCCCUGGUUCUGCGCUUCGCGGUCCGGCUGGUGACCUUCACCGCAGCGCGUGCCCCGCACCAGGUUAGCGGAGGAUACGGGAUGGCCUCUAGGAGGAGGGCGUGAGUGGGGAGCCCGAGACUCGGGGUCCGGGCUGCGCCGCCCCUCCCCCGCCCGCCUCAGUCGGCUCCUCGCUCCCCCGCCCUCGCCGAGUCGCAAAGUUCCAAAGCGCAGCCCGAACGUUCGAAAAAGGAACUUUUUGUUUCCGACCUUAGAACGCGCGGCUUUAAGGUGGCUCCGGGGAGACCUGGGUACCCUCCUUCCGCACCACCGGGGCUCCGGGGUAGUGGAGGGUGGAAAAGGUGGGGGGAGACGCAGAGGCUCCCCCCUUAUCCCCCCUCCCGGAUCCAGCUCUUCUCUUUCAGCGGGCCGUCUCUUCCCUCCGCCCCUCUCUUCCCCGCCAACUUGCUCCUCCUUAAGGGGCCAAGGUUCCCCUCCCCCUCGGUCGGCGGACGGGGGGCAGCGGGAUUAACCCCCCUCCCACUCGGACUUUUCCCCCUCCCCUCCCCCGCCGCCCCCGGGCUCGCGCGGGCUGGACUUUGCGCCCAAGCGCGCAGGGGGAGGGGUCCCAGCCGCCCCCUGCCCGUCUACCCCGUCGGAAUCCGGCCCGGGGCGGGGACGGGGGAGGGGGAAGGGGGCCGGGCGCCGCUGUUCAAACUUGUUUCCUUCCCCCGGCGGCGGCGGCGGCGGCGGCGGCUCGGGCUCCAGUGUGCGGGUGUAUGCCCCGACCGGCCCACCCACCCCACCCCACCCCACCCCAUCCCCACCCCAUCUCCAUCCCCCUGCUCGGCGGGUGGGGGAGGCUUAAUCUUAAAGGGCAGGGGAUUGGGAUCGAGGAGGGGCCCUGGAGGUGGGGCCGGGGUGCGGAGUGCUGUAGGGUCAGUCACGUGCGUCCCACAGACUCCCCCAGCUUCCACUCGCUCCUGGGCCGCUGGGCCCCGGGGGCAGCAGGAGCCUCCUCUGGUCCGAAGAGGAGGCCGAGGCGCCUAGACAACCCCGCCUCAUCUUCCCUCCCUGCUACCGGCCUUGGCCUGAUGGGACCCGCUGGUUGCUUCCCCAACCCCGUCUGAGGGCCGAGCAGUGUGUGGGUUCUCCGGCGGGGGGGAGAAGAGGGGCAGGAGGCCUUGAAUGGCCUCCAAUCGGUGCAUCUUUCCAUCUGCCUCCUGGCCUGCCGCUCCGCACCCCUCCAUCCGAUCCUCCAUCCCGGCCCCUCUCUCCUCUGCCGUGGCUGUUUCCCACUUCCUGUUUUCUUCCCGGCUCUGGCGCCACAGAGGGCUGCCUGAAGUGGGGGAGGUAGUGGGGCCCCCCAGGAGGCCGGCGUGUUGUUCCUCUACCAUCACUCCUCCCUUCCGACCCUCAUGGUCCCUUAAAAAAAGUUUGGGCUGUCACGUGAGGUUGGGGGGGUGCCCAGGAGUUUUGUCCCCCCAGGCUUGCAGUCUGUCUGGGAGAAUCCCUACCCCGCCUCUGUGGGACCCAGGUGUGCUUCCGGGACCUCGCCAUCCCAGCCCUUCCUGUCUGUCUGCUGCCACUCUGCACCCUGCCUCGCAGUCUUGUGAACCCCUCUCUCUAUGUGUCUGCUCUCUCCCUGCCUCACUGGCCCCCAUAUUCCUGAGGUCCCACACCCCCAAGCUUCCUCUGUGCAGGUCUGGUGUUUCCCUGUUUUAAGCACGUGGACGCAUACACAACACACUCACACAUGCUCCCCUUGCCCGUGCCUGGCUCCUGGCUCCAGGGCCUGGGGAACAGAGCCCCAUUGAGACACCCUGACGUCACCCCCUCUUCAUUCUCCCCCCCAAAGCCAGGAACAGGCCCUCAUGUAUGCUGUGUCCGAUUAGGAAAGCCAUCCUUGGGGUGGGCCUGGGAGUGGGGAAGGGUCCCUGCCAGGAGUGGGAGCCAGGGUCCAGACCCUGGAGGAGGGGUUACUCAGGGAAGGGGUUUAACAAGGGGGCCUGGGACAGCUCCCAGAAUGCGGCUUGAGGCCUUUCCAGAGCCCCCCCACCUCCUUUCCGAGUUCCCUUUGUGUUGCAUGUAGUCUCUCUCACUCCCUCUCUUCUGCAAAGUUUAUUUUUAGCCUCCUGCUCCCCCGCUCCCAGGACUGUCGCUGCACACACGUUGCCUGGUUACCGGGACACGGAGGCUGGGGCGGGUGGGCUGGGAAGGGUGGCUUUAAUUUUGGGGGGAGGGUGGAAGUCAGUACAUCCCCUACCCCCAGACUGAUGUCUCAGGGGCUUCAGCCCCCCUUCUGGUUCUAGAGCCAGAUUGGAGCUGAGAUGGAAGUAGCGGGGAGCUUGGUGCCCUGAGAGGGGCCGGGAGCUUUGUGGAGGGGAUGUGAGGUCCAUGGAGCUGAUGGCUUGGUCACCUGGCUUCUAAAAGACCCUGGGCCUUGCAGGAGACCUUGUGAUCUGAAUUCUCUAGAAGGGGGCUGUUGGUGCUGGUCUGUGAACAGCGGGAGGUCAUACCCCGGUGGAAGAUGGAAGGCUGGAAUAUCUCAAUGGGGCAGGGACUCCAUGGGGUAUGCGAUACUGCAGCCCAGUCUGGCCAGGAUUUGGGGCCUGGGUCCCUGUGGGGGACGGGUUUGCCUUCCCGGAUUGGGCCUACAAGCCAGAGUCGUCCCCUGGCUCAAGGCAGAUCCAGCUGUGGCACUUUAUCCUGGAGCUGCUUCGGAAGGAGGAGUACCAGGGCGUCAUUGCCUGGCAGGGGGACUACGGGGAAUUCGUCAUCAAAGACCCUGAUGAGGUGGCCCGGCUGUGGGGCGUCCGCAAGUGCAAGCCCCAGAUGAAUUACGACAAGCUGAGCCGGGCCCUGCGCUAUUACUAUAACAAGCGCAUUCUGCACAAGACCAAGGGGAAACGGUUCACCUACAAGUUCAAUUUCAACAAACUGGUGCUGGUUAAUUACCCUUUCAUUGAUGUGGGGUUGGCUGGGGGUGCAGUGCCCCAGAGUGCCCCGCCAGUGCCGUCGGGCGGUAGCCACUUCCGCUUCCCUCCCUCAACGCCCUCUGAGGUGCUGUCCCCCACUGAGGACCCCCGCUCGCCACCUGCCUGCUCUUCAUCCUCAUCAUCCCUCUUCUCGGCUGUGGUAGCUCGCCGCCUGGGCCGAGGCUCAGUCAGUGACUGUAGUGAUGGCACAUCAGAGCUGGAGGAACCACUGGGAGAGGAUCCCCGGGCCCGACCACCCGGCCCUCCGGAUCUGGGUGCCUUCCGUGGGCCCCCACUGGCCCGCCUGCCCCAUGACCCUGGUGUCUUCCGCGUCUACCCCCGGCCUCGGGGUGGCCCUGAACCCCUCAGCCCCUUCCCUGUGUCUCCUCUGGCCGGGCCUGGCUCCCUGCUACCCCCUCAGCUCUCCCCGGCUCUGCCUAUGACGCCCACCCACCUGGCCUAUACUCCCUCGCCCACGCUGAGCCCUAUGUACCCUAGUGGUGGUGGGGGGCCCAGCGGCUCAGGGGGAGGCUCUCACUUCUCCUUCAGCCCUGAGGACAUGAAACGGUACCUGCAGGCCCACACCCAAAGCGUCUACAACUACCACCUCAGCCCCCGCGCCUUUCUGCACUACCCUGGGCUGGUGGUGCCCCAGCCGCAGCGCCCUGACAAGUGCCCACUGCCGCCCAUGGCGCCCGAAACCCCACCGGUCCCCUCCUCGGCCUCGUCAUCCUCUUCUUCUUCUUCUUCUCCAUUCAAGUUUAAGCUCCAGCCGCCCCCACUCGGACGCCGACAGCGGGCAGCUGGGGACAAGGCCCCAGCCAGUGCUGACAGGAGCAGUGGUGGCGCAGGCGGGCUGGCCCCACCGCCCCCGCCACCUCAGAUCAAGGUGGAGCCCAUCUCAGAAGGCGAGUCGGAGGAGGUGGAGGUGACUGACAUUAGUGAUGAGGAUGAGGAAGAUGGGGAGGUGUUCAAGACGCCCCGUGCCCCACCUGCACCCCCCAAGCCUGAACCCGGCGAGGCACCUGGGGCAGCCCAGUGCAUGCCUCUCAAGCUGCGCUUUAAGCGGCGCUGGAGUGAAGACUGUCGCCUGGAAGGGGGUGGAGGCCCCACUGGGGUCUUUGAGGAUGAGGGCGAGGACAAGAAGGUUCGUGGGGAGGGACCUGGGGAGGCUGGGGGGCCCCUCACCCCAAGGCGAGUGAGCUCUGACCUCCAGCAUGCCACGGCCCAGCUCUCCCUGGAGCACCGAGACUCCUGAGGGCUGUGGGCAGGGGACCCCUGUGCCCCCCACCCCCCAUGCUUCUUUUGCUGCCUUAAGCCCCCUGUGUCCUGGAGGUGAGGGCAGCUCUCUUGUCUCUUCUCUGCCUCCUCCCUUCCCCCUCCCCACAUUUUGUAUAAAACUUUAAUUUCUUUUUUUUAAAUGGUGGGGGUGGGUGGGUGCCCAGAGCUAGGGGCUGUUCCCUGUCUCUCUGGGUUUCUAAGCUCUGGGCAAAGUGGUGGUAGCGGGGAGGGAGGGGGAAGUUAGGGGGGCCACCUCCAUUCUGGGGAAUUUAUAUUUGAAUUGAGGCUCUGGCCUUAACACCCAGGAACUUUUUUAUUACAAUCGCUUAGGAAGUAAAGCCUUGUUUCCCUCCCUGUUCUCUGCCUCUUGUACCUUUUCCCUUCUGCCCUAUCCCUAGCCCUCCUCAGCCCCAGCCCUGCCUGCCCUGCCCCUCCAGGGGGCCAUGAGUGCCUAGGUUUCUCAUACACAACAAGGUCACAGCAGGGGAGGGAGGGACAGUUUGAUGAUGAACCAAAAAUUCCAUGUGUUUGGGGAGGGGGGUGGAGGGCGGUGAGGGGUACCGCCCAUGGGCCACAAAUCUUAACAAGUGCCUGCUAUCCCUCUCCCACUCCACCCCUGCACCCAUCCAGCCCCUUCACCCCAGCUGCUCCUAGGACUGGCCCAUGGGCAGGCGGGUGGGGGGAUGGGAAGGGGGUCCCUGAAACCAAACUGGAAGCCCCCUCUGCCUCCCAGCUGGGGCCUCUGGGGUGGGGUGGGGGGCUGCAGUCAAGCCUUAUUCUGUAUUGGGGACUGAGGGUGGGGGGAGUAGAGGGGCCGCUGGAGAAUGUAUUCAAAACAAUAAAACUUUGGACCUUUG
Callithrix jacchus (white-tufted-ear marmoset) is the source of this 5463-nucleotide messenger RNA. NCBI's taxonomy places the organism in Eukaryota, Metazoa, Chordata, Mammalia, Primates, Cebidae. The record is from RefSeq and is a predicted model, not a curated record.